AAAUCUAAUAUGGCCGCCAAUAUGGAUAUCCAGGAUUUAGCUGCAAGUUUGCGUCCAAACCGGGAACUUUUAAAUCCAAAAUUUGAUGGUUAUAAACUAUCCCCAGAUCAGCUUGCAGUGGAAGUCUCCUCAUUGCCAGAACAAGUAAAUACUGUCCGUCUUAAAGAAGAUAUAUUUUCCCAUCUACACGUCAAAGCGUUCGCCUGGACGAACCAUCUCGUGUUGGAUAACUGGACGGCGGACAACGGGAGAAUAUUGCUGUAUUUUGUGGACGAGAAUUUCGCCGUAAAUCAAGUUACUGUGAAGGAUAAUAAAGUUCAAGAGGUGUACAAGACCUUCAACAUCCCUCCAGCGAAUCAAGGCACACCACACAAUCUUAAUGCAUAUGUAGCAUUUCCCAGUAAAACACAUGCUGUCGUAUCAGAUGGUCAGGGAGAACUCUAUGUCAUCCACACCGGCAAUCGUCUUGAUAAGCACACCUGGAAGGUUGCUCAAAUGCAAAGUGUUGGCAAGCCGUUUUCUAUUUUGCACACUAACCUUGAGCCAACCUCUAGCUCUUUGGCUGCUGUUUUAUUGAGUGUCACCCCUGAUGAAGACAGUGGUUCCUUUCACGUUAAACACAGAGUCCUGCUGACUGUUCUUGUAUUUGCUGGUGAAGUUGGAGAGAAUGGUGCGGUGAAGUUUAGUUUUGAAACACAAAAAGAAUUUCAGAGCCAUGUGGUGCCCUUGUAUGGAGCUAUUGAGCCCGGCAAUCAGAAAAUCUUGGUGGCAACUGAGAAACCAUUUUUCUUGGUUUCUGAUAAAGAUGAAGAUUGCCCAGAUCAAGGAUUUGAAGACAUCUGUUCAGGCACACAAGAAAAAUACCAACAGUCGACGAAGGACAAAGCAAGUAAACUGUGUAAUCAAGAGGAGUUGGAAGAAUGCGAUUCUCUGCCUGAAGAUGUGUUAUACAUUGUGAGAAUGGACUUGAAGGAUGGUAGAAUCACCCAAAAAACCAGCUUGUCAACCCAUCAAUGGCUAUUUACCAAAAUGAUAAACCCAAGUGAGCCACCUUCCUUCUGCAUCAGGCAUGACGUGGAUGCCCUUGUUUGGUUGCCAAAGGAGGUAGAUGGACAAAUUACAUGGAACCACAUUGGUACCUUGGACGCGUUUGGCUUUGUACUUGCGUCAAAGAAAGAGCAAAAGUUUACAUCAUGUUCACCUGAUAUGUCCUACGCAGUUAUCUGUGAUGUUAGAAAUCACAUCUUCACAUAUCAUCGCCAUUCAAAACAAGAUGCUGUACAUGCGCAGCAAAAGUUAUUACAGCUUGAUAAUGUAGGAUCAGAAGGGAUAAUAGGGGUACAAGCAUGCAGGGAUGCAGUUUUUGUACUAGCUAAGGAAAAAAUAUAUGUUGUUUCAUUGUUUUAGUAAUGCUAUAGCCUGCUAUAUACUAAUAAAAGAAAAUAAAUUAAAAAUACCUUAAACAUUUUACAUGUCCAAUAGCAUCAGAAAAAGUUAAUAAGUUCAUGGUAUAUAAUCCAUUGGCAAUUUUCGCUACUCUGGUUUAAUGAAAGUAAUCACCACACAAAGAUUCAAGACCCAACGCAGGGGCUAACUAGAACGAUAAAUGGGUGG
This is a messenger RNA of Dendronephthya gigantea, 1614 nucleotides long. Its product is annotated as nudC domain-containing protein 1-like. Lineage: Eukaryota; Metazoa; Cnidaria; Anthozoa; Malacalcyonacea; Nephtheidae. The record is from RefSeq and is a predicted model, not a curated record. The coding region runs from base 10 to 1407 and encodes 465 amino acids. The transcript is spliced from 4 exons.